AAAAAAUGUCAAGGUCGGCUGGAAAAGCGAUGUCUGAAAUCGCGAAAAAUUUAAGCAAGGUUCGUGAUAGGAUAGCUCAUGCCAUAAAAAAUCGACCUAUUUGUUAUGAUUCGGUAAAUGUCCGUUUAGUAGCUGUGGGGAAAACGAAGCCCUCAUCACAAAUACAAGACGCGUAUAACGCUGGUCAAAGAAAUUUUGGCGAAAAUUACGUUAACGAACUAGUGGAAAAGUCAAGGGACGAUGUCUUAAACGAAGCAUGUCCAGAUAUAAAAUGGCAUUUUAUUGGUCAUCUUCAGAGUAAUAAAGUUAACAAGAUUACAACAAUACCAAAUUUAUAUAUGAUUGAAACAAUCGACAGCGAAAAGUUAGCGAACGCAGUGAAUAAAUCAUGGCAGAGAGUAGAAGCGAAAGAUGCUCUAAACGUAAUGGUUCAGGUAAACACUAGCGGAGAAGAUCAAAAAUCAGGAAUUAAUCCGUCAGAGGCUCAUAAACUAGUAGAUCAUAUACGUCAAAACUGUCCAAGCUUAAUGUUUAAAGGACUAAUGACAAUUGGAGCAAUGAACUACGAUUUAACUUUAGGACCUAAUCCAGACUUUCAACAGUUAAUUCAAUGUAGGAAAAAUGUUGCUGAGAAGUUGGGAUUGAACGAACUCGAUAUAGAAUUAUCAAUGGGAAUGUCAAAUGAUUUUGAACACGCAAUAGAAAAUGGCAGCUCAAAUAUUAGAGUAGGCAGUACUAUUUUUGGUGCUCGACAAUAUAAUACAACAUAAAUAUACGAAAUAGAAUACAGAUUUCUUUUAUUCUUUCUGUCUGCUUUUCUUAUUUAAAACCACAAUUAAAAAUACAUUUAACAACGUUGAAAGUGAUAACAGUAAGCAAAAAUGAGACAAAAAGCAAGAAACCAAGUAUAUCUAACAUACGAUAGCUAAAUAUAGGUAGAGUUUGUCCAGAGCUUUUUAGAUGGCUCCCACCAAAUUUAACUAUGUUUUGUACUUCGUGAGUUAUUCUGUUCAAACAACUUAGCGGUUCGGAUCGGAUUAUAUUUUUAGCCUUUUCUGCAUAUUUCCUAUAGCCUUCGUUACUCAAUACUUCAAGAAUACAUUCACGUAGCUUUUGCUCUUGUAAAUCCAUCAAACUUAACUGGCGGCCGUAUUUACUGUUGUAAACUCGUUCGGCGUCCUCAAUAUAAAGCAUCGGUUUACCAUGGAAGAUUGCUUCUAUUUUACUAUUUGAAGAGCCAUCGGUAAUUAACAUAUUCACUCUAUCAUCUCCCAAGAUAUCGUUGAUAGGUAGUCGAGUCCAUAGUCGGACGUUAUCGGGCACAUGUAAUGUCUUCCUCUCAUCAACCCCUAAUUGAUAAUUCCAAAUGAAGAAACAGUCUAUUCCUUCGAAUGUUUUCAAUAAAAGUUUUGUUUGACUAAUUGAAAAUUUGCAGGAAUAAAAAUUAAUAAUCACAAUACUAUUCCCUUCUUGGGCUUUUAGCAAGUUAUUUAGCUCUACUGGAAGUAUUUUGGCGGAAUGAGCUGUGACGGAAUGUAUAUUCAGUACGUUAGGCCAAAUUGGCGAUGGAUUAUAUAAGAAAUAACUAUUUUGUACUAUAAAUAACUCUGAUACGGCUACUAGAUCCUCCCAAUGAUUUAUAUUAUCAUUCUGACGGUAUUUAAAGAGGAUGUUUUUGUGGAUAGGCUCCCGGAAAUAAGGAAGAAAUCUUGAGACGACAUAGUUCAAACGAUCCCAAAAGCUCAUAUGUUCAUCUAUUAAAGGAAAACCUCCAAAAGCUGGAUCAUCUAGACUAUCAGCAUAAGUUAUAUAGGGAAUAUUAAAUCGAUGGGCGAUGACAUGCAUAAAUCUGCACGAGGAAGGACCAUCGAUAAUAGCCAAAUCGAAUUUAUAAUCUUGUAUUUGGCGCAUCAAUCCUGAAUCGGAUAACAUUGCCAAAGUUUCGUUAAAGUAAAAUUGAAUGUUGGUUCUAUUAAAUUUAUAAAAUUCAUUCGUUUGACCUUCGACCCCUUCAUAAGUCCAAGGUUCUACAUAUUUUCUGAAGCUUUUUAGUGUAGUUUUCACAGGAUAAGUCGACUUCAAGACGCCAACAACCUAGUUAGUAUAUUUAUUUAAAAAAUAUACCAGUAUGUUAUAAAACUUGAUUCUUUAAAUAGACUGAAUAUGUAAAUCUACCAAAAGUUGCUUACGUCGUGGCCACUUUUUACGAGAGCGUCUCCUAUCGUCCAUAUGGGAACUGUUCUUUCUGGAACUUGUAUUGUAAGAAGAAGAAUUUUUGCCGUACUUACAAUAUGAACGAAGGAAAGAAUUAGGAGGGCACUGUUUAUUUUCAUCUUGAAGACCUUUAACCUUAGAAAUGUACUGCCAUCUGUCGACGAAACAAAAUAUCCAAGAGAAACGAAACACCUUUCACUUUCUUGAGAUUUUUUUUUAUGAUUCACCGUCUAUCACGUACAAUAUACAAACGUAUACGUUUAGAGAAUAGCUUCCUGUUUGUAUACUACUGUAAAAACUUGCGGGCACGAGGAAUAGAAAUUUUAUAAUAGUUUUACGAAAAGAAUUUUAUGAUAGUG
Dimorphilus gyrociliatus is the source of this 2573-nucleotide messenger RNA. The record is from the annotation of a GenBank genome assembly. NCBI's taxonomy places the organism in Eukaryota, Metazoa, Annelida, Polychaeta, Dinophilidae.